This is a messenger RNA of Miscanthus lutarioriparius, 768 nucleotides long. The record is from the annotation of a GenBank genome assembly. Lineage: Eukaryota; Viridiplantae; Streptophyta; Magnoliopsida; Poales; Poaceae.
AUGGAUCCGCCUACUUCCGCCACCAAGCGGCGGGAGGCGGAGCGGUUUAUGAGCAUCGCCGAGAAGCUCCUGACGGCACGCGACCUGGAGGGCUGCAAGCAGUUCGUCGCCCAAGCCCUCUCCUUCGACCCCCGCACCCCAGGCGCUGACGACCUCCUCGCCGCCGCCGAUGCCCUCCUCGCCGACAAGCGUCGGCGCCUCCCGUCCGGGGCCCUCGAUCCCUACGCCGUCCUUGGCCUCGACUCCGCCAUGCCGGCCUCCCGCGAGCCUGACGUCGUCCAUUCCCACUACCGCCGCCUCUCCUUCCUGCUCAACCGCUCCCACCCCGACCGUCCCUGCUCGCUCGCCUUCGCCGACGCCGCCCGCCUCGUCGCCGACGCGUGGGCCUUCCUAUCGGAUCCCAUCCGCAAAGCCUCCCUCGACUUCGACCUCGACGCUGCCACCGCUGCAACUAACGCAGCUGCAGCCGCCAAAGCCGCCGCCGCCGCCGCAGCAGCAGCAGCUCGUGUGCCCACCGCUCCCCGUCCAGAGAAGCAGCAUCAGCCGCAGUCACGGUCACAGCCACCGCCACCGCCGCCUGCUCCGCAGCCACCGCAGACUGUGUCGGGCACGCCGCCACCAAAGCGCGGGCGACCGCCGCGGGCUGCCAAAACGCCGGCGACGACGCCGCCUGCUCCGCAGCCACCGCAAACCGUGUCGGGCACGCCGCCACCAAAGCGCGGGCGGCCGCCGCGGGCGGCCGCCGCGGGCUGCCAAAAUGCCGCCUGA